Durusdinium trenchii is the source of this 402-nucleotide messenger RNA. The record is from the annotation of a GenBank genome assembly. Lineage: Eukaryota; Dinophyceae; Suessiales; Symbiodiniaceae.
GUUCUCUUUGGCGUGCUGUCAGUGUCGCCUCGCACUCGAGUGUCUGAAGAUACUUUGUCAAAGGCUUUGAGGGUCUACUUAGAACUGGUGGGGAUGGUUCCAGCUGUUGGCAUUGGUGAAGCUGCCAUAGAACAGUGGUGUGACAAGAUGGCAUUUGGGACCAAAAAGUUGGUGUGUCGUUUCAAGAAACUGUGGUCAGAGACCCCAACAGCUGCCAAGAGCAAAGCCCUUGAUGCGUUGAAGAAGCGGCUCAAUGAUGGCAUUGCCUCCGAAGCGUCUUUGGGAAGCUCAGCCAGCUCAGCUUUGAGUUUGGGGGGCGGUGAUUCGGCCAGCUUCUUGGAGAGUGAUGCGUUUGAAUGGGGGAAAUUGGAAGCUGCACUCCUUCAAGCAGAGCAGGACAAU